GGAGGGAGCUUCAGGGACCCCAAGAAAAAGCCACAAGGUGACCCCAGACUCAGGCCCCAGGAGCAUGAGGCUCGAAGGACAAGAGACAGCUGGCCAGCCACGAGUGACCCUGCUGCCCACGCCCAAUGGCAGUGGGCCGAGCCAGGAGUUUGAAGGCCAUUGGCCAGAGAUCCCAGGGAGGUCCCCGUGUGUGGCUGGUGUCAUUCCUGUCAUCUUCUACAGCAUCCUGCUGGGCCUAGGGCUGCCUGUCAACCUCCUGUCCGCCGUGGCCCUGGCCCGCCUUGCCGCCAGGACCAGGAAGGCCUCCUACUACUACCUUCUGGCGCUCACAGCCUCGGAUAUUGUCACCCAGGUGGUCAUCGUGUUCGUGGGCUUCCUCCUGCAGGGAGCUGUGCUGGCCCGAGAGGUGCCCCAGGCUGUGGUACGUACGGCGAACAUCCUGGAAUUUGCUGCCAACCACGCCUCAGUCUGGAUCGCUGUCCUACUCACGAUUGACCGGUACGAUGCCCUGUGCCACCCCCUGCACCAUCGUGCUGCCUCGUCCCCAGGCCGGACCCGCCGGGCCAUCACCAUCGUCCUUGGUGCUGCCCUGCUGACUGGCAUCCCCUUCUACUGGUGGCUGGAUGUGUGGAGGGAUGCGGACCCCCCCAACACACUGGACGAGGUCCUCAAGUGGGCACAUUGCCUCACUGUCUAUUUCAUCCCUUGUGGAAUUUUCCUGGUCACCAAUUCAGCCAUCAUCUGUAGGCUACGGAGGAGAGGCCAGAGUGGGCUGAGGCCCCGGGUGGGCAAGAGCACAGCCAUCCUCCUGGGCGUCACCACGCUCUUCACCUUCCUCUGGGCACCCCGGAUUGUUGUCAUGCUCUUCCACCUGUACGUGGCCCCCGUUCACCGGGACUGGAGGGUCCAUCUGGCCUUGGACGUGGCCAACAUGGCAGCCAUGCUCAAUACAGCGGUCAACUUUGGUCUUUACUGUUUUGUCAGCAAGACUUUCCGGGUCACCGUCCAAGAGGUCAUCCACAGUGCCCACCUGCCCUGCAGCCUGGGGUCACGGCCAGAGGGCAUGGGGGUGGAGCCUAUGCUGAAGCCCCCAGGACUCCCCAAAGGGGCAGAAUUGUAGAGAAGGGGUCCAGCCAGAGAGCUUGGGGUGGCUCAGAGCCAGAUGUACUGGGCCUUUGUGGUUGUGCCCACAAAACUUUAUCAACACCCAACUUUGCAGUCUGGGGGUAGGGCGAGAGGUUCCUUCCUUCAGCGGUGGUCCCCGCCCAGGUAAAGGGGGGACACUUUAUCCAACUUUUACGUUAGCUUCACCAGCAAUUCCCAUUUCCUGGGGCAAGGAAAGGGCUCUGUCAGGCACAGCCUAAUAAUGUCAGCCGCUAUGGGCAUUCCUUUGUGAGGGACAUUUCACCAGCCACUUUAUGAAGGCUAAAUGAAUGUUGGUUGAAUGAAUGAAUGAAUGAGUGAAUGAAUGAAUGAAAAGAUAGAUGUGGAAGUGAAUUGUUUCCAGUCCACCCGCUUUUCCUAGCGCCC
Rhinolophus ferrumequinum (greater horseshoe bat) is the source of this 1530-nucleotide messenger RNA. It is a transcript of the gene GPR142, whose product is annotated as G protein-coupled receptor 142. Gene Ontology annotation, biological process: G protein-coupled receptor signaling pathway. Gene Ontology annotation, molecular function: G protein-coupled receptor activity. Bases 65 to 1120 code for a protein of 351 amino acids. The transcript has 3 exons. Gene Ontology annotation, cellular component: membrane. The record is from RefSeq and is a predicted model, not a curated record. Lineage: Eukaryota; Metazoa; Chordata; Mammalia; Chiroptera; Rhinolophidae.